Closterium sp. Naga37s-1 is the source of this 1872-nucleotide messenger RNA. The record is from the annotation of a GenBank genome assembly. NCBI's taxonomy places the organism in Eukaryota, Viridiplantae, Streptophyta, Zygnematophyceae, Desmidiales, Closteriaceae.
AUGGGUCCAGUUCGGCUUUCGGCGCUCCCUGCGCUAUUGUUUCUAGCUUUCGCAUCGGUCGUUCUGGUUGGCGCAGAGGAUUUUCUCGGGUUACCGACAUCGAAGUACGAGCACGAAUGGGCCAAGUACCGGCAACCUGACGGGCUACUGUCGCUCGACUACCUGAAGGAAGGCGGCGAUGGCGACAAGAUCAGAGGAAGGAAGGCCAUGGAGAACCUUUUUGAAGUCGUCUUCUGCUCCGCUCUCCCGUCGAAGCAAGUGCUCCCGAACAACCUCUUCCAGAACGGCGAGUUUUCUGAAGGCAUCAACCCGUGGCAAGGCUUCGGCUGGUCGUCCGUGUACGCGGUAAAGGACACCCGCUUAAAUUACGGUGUCUGCACAAAUCGCUCCGAAGCCUACUCCGGGCCGAUGCAAAGCGUGUCCAACCUGCCGGCCGCGUCGUACGAGAUGAUCGUCUGGGUCCGGCUGAACUCCGGCGACCGGCAGUAUGUGAACGCGAACGUUAACAUUAACGGCCAGUAUGUCUGCAUCGGCGGCGCGAUCGCAAAGUCUAAUUGCUGGACGAAACUCAUGGGCGGAUUCACGCUACACGACCCGCUGGAUAAAGCCAGUAUUUAUAUCCAGGGCGCGAGUCCCGGGACCGAGAUCUGGAUCGCGCAGGCUUCGUUGCGAAAGGUUGAUAAGGACGAAUGGCUGGCGCAGCAGAAGGCGAGCAUCGAGAAGCAUCGCAUGCGCGACGUGUCGUUGACGGUGACGGGAAAUAACGGGCAGCCUGUGGACGUGGUGAUUAACCAGAUUCAGUCGGAUUUUCCGUUUGGCGGGAACGUGAACGGCGCGAUCCUUUACGACACCAACUACCAGAAGUGGUUCAAAGAUCGCUUCAACUGGGCUGUGUUCAAUAACGAGGGCAAAUGGUACUUUAACGAGGGGUAUCGGCAGGGUGAAGAGAACUACACCGUAACAGACGCGAUGACCAACUGGUUCCGUGCGCGAAACAUCAACGUUCGCGCGCACAACCUGUUCUGGGCAGUCGAGAAUUUCGUGCAGUCGUGGGUAAAGGACCUCAACGACGAGGAUCUGUGGGCGGCGAUGCAGCGAAGACUGAACCAUGCGGUAACCCGUUACAAGGGGCAGGUGCAGCACUGGGACGUACUCAACGAGCCGCUUCACGGCAACUACUUCGCGGACCGUCUCGGGCCGCAGGUGCACGAGUGGAUGUACAAGGCUACUGCAGCGAUCGACAACAAAGCGCAGCUGUUUAUUAAUGAUUAUAAUACCGUCGAGGAGUGCGACGGCGUGUCGCAUCCCGAGUAUUACCUCGCGAAGGUUUGGCAGAUGACGACACGUGGCGCGCCGGUGACCGGGAUCGGCGUCGAGUCGCACUACAGCAAGGAACCCCAGCCGGCUCGUCUCCGCCACGAUCUGAACCAGCUGGCCGUCGCAGGCAUUCCCAUCUGGCUGACGGAGCUCGAUUUCAACAAGGUGCCUGACGACGCGAUCCGCGCGGACUAUUUCGAGUCGGUCAUGCGCGAGGCGUUCGCGCACCCCGCGGUGCACGGCAUCGUGAACUGGUCCGCGGGGCGCGCCUCGUGCGACAAGUACAAGGACGUGGAUCCCGGCAUGUGCAAGCCGUGCGAGGCGUGCUUCUCGGACUUUAACUACGUCGAUAACGAGCUGGGGAAGAGGUAUGUGCGUCUGCGCAAGGAAUGGAGCACACACCUCAACGCCAAGAUCUCCCCCGGGCAGCCGCUCGCGUUCAAGGGCUUCCACGGCACCUACCGCGCCCGCUUCCAGGUCAACGGGCAGACCGUCGAAAAAACUUUCCACGUGCCAAAUGCACAAGGCGUGGCGCAGAUUAGUAUCCAGCUGUGA